AUGAACGGCAAUACCAUACCAGAAGUCGGGACCCGUACCGAGCUCGCCUGGUCCAUCAAGGAAUUCCUCAUGGACCGCCCAUCGCUGCACCUGGGCGGACAGGAAGACUUUCACCAGGAGCGACGACACCACCUAGAAGUCUUUGGCUUCCACGCGCUGCCCGACAAGCUGCGCGCGCCCAUUGGCCGCGUCGAGUUUGCCGGCGUCGGCGGCCCGCACGGCACCGUGCCCAUUCGCCUGUUUUACCCACAGAACUACGAGGACAGCCGCCGCGGCAUGGCCAAGGGCAGCGUCAAGGUGCCCGCCCUCGUCUACAUGCACGGCGGCGGCUAUACCGUUGGCAGCGUCGAUGAGUUCGAGAAUGGUCUGAGGUUGUUGGCGGAAAAGGCAAACAUUAUUACUAUCGGCGUUGAAUAUCACCUGGCUCCAGAGUGGCCAUUCCCGACCCAGCUCGACGACUAUGAGGCCGUUAUUACUUGGGCCCAAGGCCCCGAGGGUGAAUCACGCGGAAUCGAUGGGGACCGCGUACUUGGUGGCGGUGACUCGGCCGGUGGUAACAUGACUGCUGCCUUGGCCCUUCGAAUGCAUGACGAGGGCAAGAAGCCCAUGAAGGCUCAGAUUCUGCUGUACCCCGAGGCUAGGCUGCCUUUUGAUACGCCCGCCGCCACUACGAAUAAUUCCGGCUUUUAUCUCGAAUGCAAUGGAAUAUUCUCCUUUGCUGAUCACUAUCUGCCUCGGGCGCCAAAUCAAAGCUACGCGCCCGGGCAUAGGUACGUUUCACCAGGUAUGCAGAAAGCCGACGAUUUAAAAGGUGUUCCACCGGCGGCAGUGUUCACUUGUGGCUUUGACCCGCUGAGAGACGUUGGUGUCGAAUACGCUGGCAAACUUCAAAAAGCUGGCAAUCAGGUCCACUGGCACCAUUUCCCCGAACUCACUCAUGGCUUCUUGCAAAUGGCACCUUGGAGUUCAGAGGCGACUACAGCCGUAGACAAGGUGGCAGACGAGCUCAAAAAGUUAUCCAGCACUUAG
Pestalotiopsis fici W106-1 is the source of this 1029-nucleotide messenger RNA. RefSeq lists its product as uncharacterized. The transcript has 3 exons. The coding region runs from base 1 to 1029 and encodes 342 amino acids. Gene Ontology annotation, molecular function: hydrolase activity. The record is from RefSeq and is a predicted model, not a curated record. NCBI's taxonomy places the organism in Eukaryota, Fungi, Ascomycota, Sordariomycetes, Amphisphaeriales, Sporocadaceae.